AUGCUCAAAAACGGGUAAAGCCGUUUUAUUGAAGCGAGCCUGUCAAAAAUUAAAUAGCCCAUCAAAUAAAAAAAAAUUGCCUUGAAUUUAUUUCGUCCUCCUCCCUCAUCCGCUUCUCCUCCAAUUCUCCUGAUGCGACAUUGCUGGCUCUUGAUUGCUCUCAUCCUGUGCAUGGUCUCUUGCACGAUGGCUGCUGCUGCUAGCACUUCUCAACCUGCCUCUUCUUCAUCUCCAGCCUCUUCUUCAUCUCCAGCCUCUUCCAGUGCUGCCAGUUCCAGCGCAGCCGCUCCAGCCGCAUCAGGGCAAUCAUCACAGGCUCAACAACAAACCCCAAGCCAACCUUCCGCUACCCCAGCAAGCGGUAUCCAGAUUCCCAUCAACCCUCCAAACAGUGCACACCACAGUAUGGCUACCGGUUGGACCGCCGUCGCUCUGUUGCUGGUGACAUGUGUUUUCUGGCACCUUUGAUGUUGCACCGCGUCAUACACUCGUUCUGCUUGCUUGUUUAAUAUCAAACUUCACUUUGUCUUUACCCUCUACAAACACUCAUCCGCGCAUUAUUUCCCAUUGCUUUCAAAUGUUUCGCUAUAAUUUAUUUAUU
Umbelopsis ramanniana AG is the source of this 601-nucleotide messenger RNA. RefSeq lists its product as uncharacterized. The transcript has a single exon. The coding region runs from base 133 to 468 and encodes 111 amino acids. The record is from RefSeq and is a predicted model, not a curated record. NCBI's taxonomy places the organism in Eukaryota, Fungi, Mucoromycota, Umbelopsidomycetes, Umbelopsidales, Umbelopsidaceae.